Molecule: messenger RNA, 1674 nt
Organism: Fragaria vesca subsp. vesca
Lineage: Eukaryota; Viridiplantae; Streptophyta; Magnoliopsida; Rosales; Rosaceae
Product: putative F-box/FBD/LRR-repeat protein At5g22670-like
Exons: 6
Coding region: 1-1674 (557 amino acids)
Source: RefSeq, a predicted model, not a curated record
AUGGACUCUCCGAGGAUCUUGAGCAGUACAGUCACAACUGUCAGCCUGAUGGUCGAUCUUGAGCUGUACUAUCAAAGUGAUUCAAGAAGGGCUGAUGCACGUUUAGCAAACGUAGGGGAUGUAUUUGGAUCUGGGAAUGGGAUGGAUAUGAGGAAUUGCUUGGCUAGGAGAGAAGAAGCAUGGCAGAAGAAGAGUGCUAGAGAGCUUGCUAGCCUCCUCCUUUUUGGUUCCCUUUGUGUUGUUGUGUUGCUACGAAAAUAUACCUCUAUGGUUAUUGCAGUAUAUGAGACACAUGCAUGCACAAAGCAGAAAGUGACUCUAAUGAGAAAUGUUUGGUGCAUCAAAAUUAAAAUGGGAAAGCAUUUAGGUGACACGAGAUGGAGGAACAUAUGGGCCAAUGUUCCCAAUCUGAACUUCGACGACGAAGAUACGCAUGAUGAGUUUGGUUUUAAGAGGUUUGUCAGUCGUGUACUAACCUUCCAUGACUUAUCAGAGAUUAACAAGUUUCGUCUUCGUUGUUGCUUGGAUGAUGUCUCCGGCGUUGAGAGAUGGAUUCGCGCUGCGCUAAGACGUAAUGUAGUUGAAGUUGAUGUUUGUGCUACAUCAGAGACUGACCAGAUUUUUAAGCUGCCAAAAAGUGUUUACACAAGCGAAACACUGAAGGUUUUAACUUUAAGGUCUAACUUUAUUAUUGACGCUCCUGUUGCAUAUGAUUCUUCACGCAUGAAAUUCCUCCCGAUUGCAAAUCUUUUCCCAACCUUAAAGUUCCUCUAUGUCCAUUUACUUCAUCCGAACGUCACGUCCAUGAGGAAUCUUUUCACGUACUUUCCUGUGCUUGAAGAUCUGACUAUAGAUGGAACCAUAGGAGAUGAUAACCUGAACUUGAACAUAAAUGCGCCAGAGCUGAGGACAUUAACAAUAUGUUUAUGCGCUGAAGCUAAAGAUGAAGAUGAAGAUGAGUAUGAAGGCAGUGAAUAUGAAGGCAGUGAGGAUGAUGAAAACGAAGAUCAUGAUGUCACUGGUGCGUACUAUUUCGACAUUGAUCAUAUCCCAAAGCUGGAAACCUUAAGUGUUAGGGUGGAUGUUCCAUCAUACUGGAAACUCAAAUUUGGAGUAUUACCAGCAGCCAAAGUCAUCAUCGAUCUCUAUGAUCAUUCUGCAAGUGAGCAUCCUACAUUUGCCAAACGUGCGUCAGCUCUUCUUAAAUCAGUUCGUUAUGCGCAAUAUCUGUCUCUUUCAGCUCAUUGUUUGGAAGCUUCUUCUCUGCCUUCUUUUAAAAAAUUGAAGGAAGCGAAGCUGGUUCUUCAAGAUUGCAAUCGGUUGGAAUCACUGUUACUGAAGAUUCUCGAGGGAUCACCGAAUCUAGAAUGUCUUAUCCUAGAUCGUGAGGUUGACAGUUGUGACUGUACUUCUCAAUGCUCGGAAAAUCCAUUGGAAACUCUACAACCUGUGCCGUUUUGUUUAAUUUCCAAUCUUAAGACUAUCUCCAUAAUGAGAUUCAGAGGACUUCCGGAAGAGGUGGAAGUCGUGAAGUACUUGUUGAAAAACAGUCAAGUUUUGAAGACGAUGACCAUCUCUACUUUAAGGACUACUUGUGGAGAUGUAGAGAAGGUGCAUGAGAAUUUACGUAUGUGUUCAAGAGGUUCAAAGACUUGCGAGGUUGAGUUUAUGUAA